This is a messenger RNA of Ciona intestinalis (vase tunicate), 878 nucleotides long. RefSeq lists its product as uncharacterized. NCBI's taxonomy places the organism in Eukaryota, Metazoa, Chordata, Ascidiacea, Phlebobranchia, Cionidae. The record is from RefSeq and is a predicted model, not a curated record.
AAUCAGCAUUGUUAAAUAAGAAACAUGAAUGAUAUUAUAAGCAGGUGUAUUACAAACGCAAGAGACCUUCUAGCAACCGUUUGUUUGUGAUCUUAAAUGAUGUUUCAUCUUCCACACAACAUUAUCGGGGUUUGUCAUUAAGUGUCCAUGCCAACGUUGAGAUUACAAACAAACAUUCGCUGGAAGAUUUCUUUCAAAUGUAAUAUUGAAAAUUGUUUUGUCCCAACAGGUGUUAGACUUUAUGACAUCAUUAUGACAUCACAAAUGCGUCAUAUUCACAUCUGCGGUGCUCAUUCAACCGGAAAGACCACGUUAAUUGAGUUUCUUCAAAGUUGCGAGGAUUUCAUUGGAUUGGGAGCCAGAGUUCAAGAAGAGGUCGCGCGUAAAGUGGUUGUGGAACAGGGGAUUACCCAGAAAAUGUUGAAAGACAAAAAUAUUUUCCACGAUCUCAACGUUAAAAUUAUCCAAGCUUUGUUUGAAAAGCAACAAGAAGUUGAAACUAAAGAUUUGAAAUUAGUUUUGUGGGAUCGUGGGAUCAUGGAUGCACUUACUUAUCUCUUAACAUACGUUGGGGUGGUGGCUUACGAAGAUGCGUUGAAGAUGGAUAUUGUGGAAACAAUGUUGCGACGGUGGCAGGAUGGAGCAAGGGUACUGGUUUUGGUGAUUCCCCCAAACCAAAAGUUUCUCAAAAAUGACGGAGUGCGAAUGAAAACAAACGAUAUCAUGACUUUGCAAAAAUAUCAUGAUGUCAUGACAUCACUGAUGAAUCAGCAUAAUAUUCGCUUCAUCAUAAUCGAGGCUGAAGAUUUGAACGAACGAGCGCGUUUUGUCACCACAACAAUCAAACAAUGGAUGAAACAAUCACCAUUAUAAUGUCA